AAAGUGUAAGACUACAUUGCAGAGCCAGAUGUUGUAAGUGUAAGCAUGUGGAGUGUAAGCACCGAGAGAUUAUUGACUAAGCCUCUGCAUGGAUUGGAAAACACGCUAUUGUCUUUGGCUCCUUGGGAUUAAAACAAUAGUGAGAUAUUUCAACCAUGAUGUUGUUACCCACAUUUUACCCCCUUUUUCCUCCUUGUUCCCUUCUUCCUUCCCAGCAUUUUCCCCUCUGUCUCUGGGAAAGCAGAAGUUUAAGGGGGGAAAACAAGUGUGUGGAGCCAAGAAACAGGUCUUACAUCAGUUACUGGGACUAAACAAGGUGCUGUUUUAAAGAGUCUCUAAAGUCUGGGGCCAAGACAACAUGAACACCACCGAGCCAGGCUCCAACUUCACCUUCACCUCUGACACAGAAAACAUCACUCUGUCCAGCCUGACAACCACCACCGUCUCUCCCACCAGCCCACAGCCUCCGUCCUACUCUUCAGACUUCCACGACCCAGAGUUCACCAUCAUGGUGGUGCUGGGCUUAUCGCUGCUGCUGGCAGGGUUAGCAGCCUUCCUGGCAGUGUGCCGGCCCUCUGAACAGGACGGGGACUCUGAGAUGAGCUGUGGCCCCGGGGAGAGCUUGACCCUCGGACGAAGCCGCUCCAGCGAGCCGCAGCUCAAGGUGUGGAAGAGACUGGGCUCAUAUCGGCGUUCAUACAACCUGUCCUUCAGACGGCCACAGCACCGCAGACCACACGAGCGCGAGAGCACACAGGCGUCCCAGACUGCCGCUCAGCAGACACCACAGUCAGAAACCAGCGCCGAGCCCCACCUCACUCUGCCAUGUCUAUUUGACUAUGUCACUGAAAUCUGACUUGAGGACGGGCUGAGGGUUCACUGACUGCUCCCAAAAAUGUGACACACUGUAUAUUUUAUGGUUGGUGCUGCAAACAUCACUAACACCAAGUGUGGGUGGAGAGAGAGAACAUGGAAAGAUUUUUUAGCAUUUGUUUUAACAUCCUCUGAAUGCCAGGUGGAUGAAGUUGGCUACAAAAUAAGGAGGUAACCAGAAAGCCAGCCUUGCAGGUCUGCAGGUUUUUUUUGUGACAUCUUACUUUCUAUACAGUAGCAGGUAACAUCUGCAUUAUUUUCACUAGAGGUAAACAUUAUUUAAUCAAACAACAACUCAAUUUGAUUACAGUUCUCUCAGUAAGGAUUUGAUGCCUCAUCAAAUCUCACAUUCUGCCCUGGUUUAAAUUUGGUCUGAUUUGAUUACAUCCAUAUAACAGAUACAGUGGGCCAAACUCAGCAGCUCAGUUAAAGCUAAAGUUUUUGAUCUAAUCUAAAUCACAUUCACAGUCUGGGGAGAAGCAUUCUACCUUUAAAUCAAACUGCAAAAGUUCUGAUGCUGUAAACCUCAUCCACCUGCUAAUUCAUGUGAAUUAAGACAAACACCAUGAAUUAUUUUCAAGUGUGACUUCAUGCUGGUCUCAAAACAAAAUGUGUUAUCACUACUCACUAUAAGACAAAUGCAACCUGAGCCAAAAAAGAGACAACUCUGUAACCGAUUCUUUGUGUUUUUGUAAUUAGUUUCGUUACGAAAUAAAGUGACUGUUAAUUUGGA
This is a messenger RNA of Lates calcarifer (barramundi perch), 1606 nucleotides long. RefSeq lists its product as uncharacterized. NCBI's taxonomy places the organism in Eukaryota, Metazoa, Chordata, Actinopteri, Centropomidae. The record is from RefSeq and is a predicted model, not a curated record. The transcript has 2 exons. The coding region runs from base 359 to 856 and encodes 165 amino acids.